Messenger RNA from Achroia grisella, 1764 nucleotides. Its product is annotated as sodium-independent sulfate anion transporter-like. The transcript has a single exon. The record is from RefSeq and is a predicted model, not a curated record. Gene Ontology annotation, biological process: transmembrane transport. The coding region runs from base 1 to 1764 and encodes 587 amino acids. Gene Ontology annotation, molecular function: sulfate transmembrane transporter activity. Gene Ontology annotation, cellular component: membrane. NCBI's taxonomy places the organism in Eukaryota, Metazoa, Arthropoda, Insecta, Lepidoptera, Pyralidae.
AUGGCAGUUUAUUCUGAAAAUAAUAAUGGUAUUUUAUAUCGAAAAAGACUUAAAAAACAUGCUGCUAGUGUCUGUAAAGUGAAAAGCAUAAAAAAACUACUCCCAAUUACCGAAUGGCUACCGAGAUACAACCUUUCGUUUCUUAUUCAAGAUAUAAUAGCUGGAAUAACCGUUGGACUCACAGCGAUACCUCAAGGUAUAGCAUACGCUGUCGUCGCUGGACUCUCGCCGGAAUAUGGUCUUUAUGCAUCACUAACAUCUGGAUUCGUCUACAUAGUAUUCGGAAGCUGUAAAUAUGUAACCGUUGGACCAACAGCAAUAGUUUCAACUAUGGUUGCAAAGUACGUACUAGGUUACUCGCCGGAUUUUGCAAUAUUAGCGGCAUUCCUGUCUGGUGUACUUAUAUUACUGAUGGGUGUUUUCAAUCUCGGUUUUCUAGUGGAUUUUAUAUCAUUACCAGUUAUAAAAGGUUUUACUAUAGCUGCAGCGCUUCAAAUUGCUGCGUCACAACUGAAGUCUUUCUUUGCUCUUGCUGGUCCAUCGGGAAAUUAUUUUGCAGAAUCUGUAUAUUAUUUUGCUAUAAACAUUAAAACUGCAAGGCUCUGGGAUCCCAUACUUGCUACGAUUACAAUCAUCAUGCUCAUACUAUUGCAGAAACUUGGUUUAGGUUGCAAGCGUACUGAUGACUUAUUGAAACAAAUAAGAUGGUUUAUUUCACUUGCUCGAAAUGCUGUGGUUGUUGUUAUUGGAAUGAUUGUCGCUUACAUUAUAAAAGUAACUUUAGAUGAUGAGCCUUUAGCUUUGGUUGGAAAUAUUGAUAAAGGUUUGCCGAAAAUUCAACCACCACCUUUUAAUACAGUUGUUGGCAAUGAAACUUAUUUAUUUUCGGAUAUGCUGGAAGUAUUGGGUCCACAAUCAAUAGUUUUGCCUUUGGUAGUAAUUUUGGAAUCAGUGGCUAUAUCUAAAGCUUUUGCUGAAGGAGGUAAAGUUGAUGCUACACAAGAAAUGAUUGCUCUUGGUCUAUGUAAUAUUGUGGGAUCGUUCGCAGGAAGUAUGCCAAUAACAGGUUCGUUUACCCGAACAGCUUUAAAUUAUGCAUCUGGAGUUCAAACGCAAGCUGGUGGUGUCACUAAAUGUCUUCUUAUAAUUGUGUCACUUACAUUCUUGACGUCCACUUUUUAUUAUAUACCGAACGCAUCGUUGGCUGGUUUGAUAAUAGUAGCCAUGUUCUCAAUGAUCGAGUAUGAAAUAAUUCUUCAACUUUGGAAAGUCAGCAAAAGAGAGUUCUUUCUAUUGACAAUUACCAUAAUUGUUUGCUUGUGUACGGGUUUAGAAUACGGUAUAGUUGCUGGUAUUGUACUCGAAGCUUUAAUAUUAUUAUUUUACCAGUCACGCCCAACAAUACAAGUGAACACGUUAAAAAGUGAUGCAGGAGAGAUAACUGUUAUUACCCUACCAGAUGCUGUACCAUAUUGUGCCGCUGAGCAUCUUAGAAGAUUACUUCUGAAGGUUUCUAUGAAAUUAGAUGCUAAUUAUGUAACAGUUAUCGAUGGAACCAAUUUAAAAAGUAUGGACACUACUGUAGCUGCGAAUUUACUGUCAGUAAUUGAAGAUUAUGUGCGGCGGUUGCGUCCUAUUUGGCUUUUAAAUUUUAAUAGUGAGGUGAAAAAUAUGUGUCUUGUUGUUAAUAAAAAUAUCUCUGAUAAAUUUAUAAGUGCUCCAAAUGUUCUAGAUUUUGCUAUAUCAUUUCGUAAAGAAGUAUGA